This is a messenger RNA of Closterium sp. NIES-65, 795 nucleotides long. Lineage: Eukaryota; Viridiplantae; Streptophyta; Zygnematophyceae; Desmidiales; Closteriaceae. The record is from the annotation of a GenBank genome assembly.
AUGAACGGCUGGAAUCUUUGCGGCGAUUUGCGCGGUGAGGCGCAGCGUGGAAAGCGCAGAUGCUGUGCUGAGAAGGGUGCGACUGCGGAGAACUGGGAAAGCGCAGAGGUGGGGGGUGGGAAAACGAGGGAGUACGGCGGAGGCGGAAUGCAUGCGCGGAGGCGGCAGGUCGACGUGGCCAUGCGCGUGAACGGCAUGAUGGGCGGCGGAGCGGGGAGCGCGGAGGAGCUGUCAUUGGAGCAGAUGAUGGGUGUGAGCCGAUGGUGCGUGCUGCUCGCCGUGGAGGUUGGCUUGACGACGAGACUGGCGGAGAGGCUUGGGCAGGUGGAGAAGAGAAAGAGAGAAGAAGAGAGGGAGAGAGUGAGAGAGGAAGAGAGGAGGGUGAGGUAUGAAGAAAGGGGGAAAGUGAGAGAAGAAGUGAGGAGGGUGAGAGACGAUAGGAAGAGAGAGGAAGAGUGUGAGAGGCUGAGGGAGGAUGAGAGGAAGAGAUCGGUCCCCCAUCACUCCCCCAUCACUCCCCCAUCACUCCCCCAACACUCCCCCAUUGCUCCCCCAUCGCCCCCCCAUCGCUCCCACACUGUUGCCCCCAUUUCUCUUAAUGCGGCAGCACCUGCUAGCCCAUGCAAUCUCCCCCUUCCAAAACUACCGCACUCGUCUGCCCCUUUCCACCUCUUCGCCUCUCCCCUCAUGUGCGUUUCUGGCAGCACCUGGCGACGGUUUCAGUCAGACCAUACAGAGGUGGCGAUAGGGGCGGUCCCUCUCAUCACCUCCCAGUAUUCCCAUUAUUCCCAUUAG